Owenia fusiformis is the source of this 380-nucleotide messenger RNA. The record is from the annotation of a GenBank genome assembly. NCBI's taxonomy places the organism in Eukaryota, Metazoa, Annelida, Polychaeta, Sabellida, Oweniidae.
UAUUACCAAAAGUGAUAUUUAUCACAUAAUGUUUUGGAUUGUACCUAUUACCAAAAGUGAUAUUUAUCACACAAUGUUUUGGAUUGUACCUAUUACCAAAAGUGAUAUUUACCACACAGUGUUUCGGAUUGUACCUAUUUUCAAAAGUGAUAUUUACCACACAGUGUUUUGGAUUGUACCUAGUUCCAAAAGUGAUAUUUAUCACACAGUGUUUCGGAUUGUACCUAUUACCAAAAGUGAUAUUUAUCACACAGUGUUUCGGAUUGUACCUAUUACCAAAAGUGAUAUUUAUCACACAAUGUUUUGAUUGUACCUAGUACCAAAAGUGAUAUUUAUCACACAGUGUUUCGGAUUGUACCUAUUACCAAAAGUGAUAUUUA